Molecule: messenger RNA, 1349 nt
Organism: Brienomyrus brachyistius
Lineage: Eukaryota; Metazoa; Chordata; Actinopteri; Osteoglossiformes; Mormyridae
Exons: 5
Coding region: 282-1349 (355 amino acids)
Source: RefSeq, a predicted model, not a curated record
UUAAAGAUCCUGAGGUCAUCCAAGAAGUUGUUGUUUUUGAAGAGGAGGAGGAGGAUUUCAUACAUUCCUAUAUCAAGAAGCUAGAAGAGGAAACUCACAGCUAUUUUACAUCUCAUGUCUGUCCUCGCAAGAACUAUUACUAUUACGCAUGUGAGCGAUCAAACAAAGCAACAGGAUAUAGCAAAGGAGAACCAAACAAAACCAGGGCUAAUUCUUGCAGGGCCUAUGUGUCUUUCAGUAUAAUCAAGGAUGCUGGAUUUACAGGUGCUAUUGUGCACAAAAUGCUGAAACACAGUGGACAUGAUAUUAACAUUCAAGAAGAGGGUGUAAAAAACCGUGUUGACCCAGAACUACUGGCUUUUAUAGAUAUGUGGCUUGAGCAAGGACUAUCGGUCUCAGAAACACUUUUGAAGAGUGUCGAUUGGGCACAGCGCCAUGGACAUACAGAUAGAUGCAAUCGUCGAUACUAUGUUACACCAGAGGAUAUUAGGAUGACCAAGAAGAGCAUAAAUGCUCUCAUUUUUCCUGAUGUGAAAGACAGUAUCAGUGUGGACAAACUAUGCACAUCAGAGCUAAAGGAGAACAUUUGUUUUUAUCAGCCAUUAAGUGAUGACCAACCACUGAUUAUUGUAGUACAGACAUCCUGGCAAAAACAACUACUUAAAGAACAUCCACAUCCCAUGAUGUUUAUGGAUGCCACCUACAAAGGCAUGACCUCAUAUGGCUAUGCAUUUUAUGCAUUGCUUCUGAGAAGCAGGAUUGGAAGAGGAUACCCAUUUGCAUACUUCAUUAUCAGUCAGGAAUCAACAUCUACACUCUCUCUCUGCCUGCAAAAACUUUCUAUUUCUAAUCCUGGCUUUCUUCCUCGGUCAGUGAUGAUUGACAGAGACCUAAAAGAGCUAAAUGCAGUAAGAGAGAUAUUUCCAUCAGCAAAGGUCCUUGUUUGCUGGUUUCACGUGCUGCAGGCUGUGCAUAGGUGGUUGGUGAAACGAGAUGGAGGAAACCUGCCAGUGGUCAAGAGAAACAUGGUGAUUCAAGCAAUGGUGUCAAUGAAGAUGUGUUUAACAGAAGAUGAGUUUGACAACACGUCUGCCACAAAAUGUAAAGAGCUGGAUUCCUACCUUGGAAGUAAACACGUAUCUACUUACCUGAAGAAUCAGUGGAUUUCCUGUGGAGAGCUGUGGUCUAAUUUUGGCAGGUCAUUCAAUCAUGAAAACAGUGAAACCAACAACAAAGCAGAGAGAUUCUUCCUCACGAUGAAAUAUCAGUUCCUGAAAGGGAACACCAACAGACGGAUUGACCAACUCCUUAAACUGCUCUGUGGUGAUGUUCACAAAUAUUACUGGUAA